CAGCAGCCGCAUGAUCGAGUCUGAUGUUCAGGAAUCUACUUUACAUUGACGUGCUACAAGUGGUACUCUUCGUCGCGACCCGGUACCCAGGUAUGUUGUCGUAGUGGAUGCCAUUUUGUCUGUUCCCGGGGAAGGCCGUCGUACAGACCUAUAAUGGGCGCUGAGCAGUACGUGACGCCCAGCCGCAGCAAGGGAACGCACGUCACGGAACAAACAGGAUUUCCCUUCUACAGGAUAGGACCGUCUUCAUGGAAAUUGGAUUGGUGAGUGAUACAACAAGAGUGCCUGGUCGACACAAGCUACACGGGCCCUUUCAACUCCUCUGCGCUACAGGUACUGUUCGUGAUUACAGGCUCACCAUCUAUAUUACAAAGAGGAAGAGACCCGCUGUGAUCCCCGGUCUGCCUGCAUCUCUGAUGAAGCCCAUCAUUCAGACUCUGCAGCAAAAGCCGGCAAGCCUGCUUGCUCUCUUCUUGGUUGGGAUGCUACUGUGUGACGCCUUUCCACAGCGCAGCAAUGGACCUCCCGUCAACGCAACAGUUGGGCUACCGGCACCAAGGACGGGGACAAGCGUGCUGGCGAAGCUGGAGGAGCCGUCCCAGACCAAAAAUGGCACGGCCACUCGCACCAGACGGAACAGUUCCAGAGGACCUUCGAGCCAGGUGUACUGCGGCGCUAUGGCCAACACAUCGACUCUCUGCGAGACUCUUGAUAUUCGCGGACCACUCCGAGUCGUCACGGUGCACGAACCGCCAUUCAUCAUCCGUGAAUAUGAGGCUGACGGACAGCCCAGGUACAAGGGCUUCUGUAUCGACAUGCUGCACAAGCUGGCGGACAUGCUGGGCAUCUGCUACACCAUGUACGAGGUGCCUGACGGGAAGUACGGGGCCGAGCACGAGAAUAACACCUGGAACGGCAUCAUCGGAGAAGUCAUGGCCGGAAAUGCGGAAAUGGGUCUCGGUCCCAUCACCAUCAGCUCUGCCCGGGAGACCGUGGUGGACUUCACCAAGCCCUUCAUGGAGUACGGCACGGGGCUGCUGAUGCGCAAACCCGAGCACGAGGAGCAGAACAUGUUCGCCUUCCUCAUGCCGUUCGAGCUGGUGGUGUGGAUGUGCAUCCUGGUGGCCAUGCUGAUGAUGGGCUUUCUUCUCUUCGCAACGAGCAGGCUGCGUUACAGGCUUGGCAUUUCUGCAGAAAACAUCAACGACAACGACUUGCAAUUCAACAUAAGAAACAGUAUGUGGUUCGCCUACUGGUCCCUCGUUAAAAGAGGCGGUGAGCCAUUGCCGAGAUCAAUGCCAGCAAGGAUUCUUGCCGGGUUUUGGUGGUUGUUUGCGCUGGUAAUAGUCUCGACAUACACUGCUAAUCUCACGGCAUUCCUCACCAUCAAAAGGCUCGUGUCUCCCAUCAAGUCCAUCGAGGACUUGGCGGCGCAGGACGCCAUCCCUUAUGGUGUGGAACGGGACGUCUUUCUCUACAACUUCUUCCGAGACCAGCAAGCCGGUACAGUGUACGAGCGUAUUUGGAAUCAGAUGAACGCCCAGGAAGAAAACGUCUUCGUCGAAUCUCUUCAACAUGGAAUCGAAAAAGCGAGAACGAGUAAUUACGUAUUCAUGGACGAUGACGUGAUACUUGAAUACAUCACAAGGACAGAGAAAGACUGCAAAUUAAUUCUCAUUAGAAAUCCUUUCUUGUUGCGUGGGUAUGGCAUUGCCACGCAACGGAAUAGCAAGCUCACGGACCCACUGUCCAUAAGCAUCCUAAAACUGGCAGAAGAUGGGUCUUUAGGGCAGCUGAAAGACAGGUGGUGGCCCAAAGACGGGUGUUCCCUGGACGGCAGUCAGAACACGUCCAAAGCCAUGGGCCUGGACCUGAACAGCUUCAAGGGCGUCUUCUUCAUCCUGCUGGCGGGGGUCCUGCUGGCCUGCCUCUGCGCUGUGAUAGAGAUCGUCUGGCACAGAUGGCUGAAGAGACAGUGCUGGUUCGAGGCUAAACCGGAGGAGAACAGUGCCCCACAGCAGAUGCAGGUUACUACUGUGGUCCGUCACGAGGCCCGGGCGAAGGAAGAGAAACUGUUGAAGGCCAUGAUGCAGUUUCUGCGCGGGAUCGAGGAGGGGAAACUUCAGAUCGUAGUGCGCGACCAGAUCAGUAUCAACAUGGACGCCGUGGACGCCCUGGAUGCCUUCGAGGAAAACGAGCUAAUGGACUCAAAAGUAUAGUGCCAAACACAAGUGCCUCUUACUAUGUUCGUCUACUUUAUCAUUUUCUAACCUGUAGUAUUAAUGUAUCCCCAGUUUAAAGUACUGAAGAAAGACAUAUAGUAUAACGGGUAUGUCUAUAACUACUUAGGCCACACUGACUGGAUUUUAGGGUGAUUUCCGUGCGCGUGUGGAUUUUCGCCAGCCCCUUUUUUAAACGAAAAAGGGAAGUUAUACCAUGUUGUGGACCUAGACAACAAAGUUACCCCCUGAAAGAACAGAAAUGGAAUCAACGUCCUCUGAAAAAUCAGCCUACCUAGUCUCCAAGCAGAUGUUAAGGUGAAGGAUCGUUUAAAUGAAAGCUGGGCGUCCCUGAAUGUUCCUAUCCCAAAUGAACGGAUGAGAAGUUGUUAAGAAAUACAGAUAAUGUCCAACUAUAUACAUGUAUCUAUAACCUAUCAAUUACGCACAAGAAGUGAAUUGUACGUUGUUAUGCAAUGUAGGUGGCGCUUCGACGGGCGGUUAUGGUGUUACAUGGGCCCCACGCGCGGCGCCCAAAAAUCGAUCAUUUUUAUGCCUUCUGGUCUAUCAAAUCUCAUUAUUGAUGUACGUAAAGAUGUCUGGAUGUGUUCGGGAAUCAUUUGCUUCAAGUGUAUUACCUUGUAUGUAAAAACAUUUUACGAGUCGGUACUAUAUACCGUAGCAGAGCCUAAUCUGCAGUACCGCUAACGGCCGCGAUCUGAAAAAUGGCUAAGGAGACCGUCAAAUUGCCAAAUUUCGGUCUUUUCGGGAAUUGAGAGAGGGCGAAAGGCUCGCAAAGGGGUUUUAAUUUUUGAGGCUUAUUUGACUCCGUUAUCAAUAUUGUCACCAUUAAAUGUCAAAAAUGAUAAUAUAGUUAAAACAUUUCCCAAACAAAACAAUAGUGUAUUAGAUUAGAAUUCUUCCCCAUUUACCAAUAAAAGGAGUCGUGUGUAUAUUCACUGCGCCGCGUCCUGAAGGGCUACCACGUCCAAAUUUCAAUUCUAUUUUAUGAAACAAGGCGACCUUAAAGAAAUGUGACGGUGUUUUUGUCUGUUUUUCUGUUAGUAGAUCAACUUUUCUCGUUGAAAUGCUGUAAGGUGUGUGUGGACUAAAAAAGGUGCAAUUUAGGCUUGAUCGCCGGGAGGAGCCGCUUGGUUUUCCAAUUUUUAUUUGUUUAAGGCCUAAAAGGUGAAACCAUGUGUGAAACCAAAUAACAGAAGCUAUUAUGUAUAUGUAUUUUGGAACCAUGUCUUGGACCAAGUGCUUGUUGUGAGUCGUAUGAAGAGUAAUACUUACAUGUCUCUCAAUUCGAGUUACCAUAUUGUGGACACGUUCCUAACUGUUCGUGGGCUUCUAUAUAACGGCCUGUUAUGACGGUAUUUCUGACUUGACAAAUAAAUACAUGUUCUUUGGAACCAACUGCUCUUCUGACUUCAGAUUAAUUGAUAUUUCAAGCCUUUAUUACAAUCACUUGGGUGCUCAUUAACAUAAUAUAUCCAACUUCAUCUUGAUAUCAGAACCACAAUUCCACAGAAUUACACAAAAACAUUAUAACAUACAUAAAUGUGUCAUACAUGAAAUACAUGUAACGUUGUUUGAAGAAAGCUAUAGUAUCUAUAAGCGGAACGCCAAAUCAACAUGGAUAAAUUAUGAUAAUGCACAUUGUACCCGCCAUAUUGCAUGCACAAGUAAUCCAAUUCAUAGACAAAAUGACAGAAGCAAUGUUGCAUUUGUACAGCGUCUUCUUGUUUUACGAAUUUGAAAGAAAUUUGGACGUGGUAGCCCCUCAAAACGUGACAAAUUACACUUGACCACUUGUAUUAGUAAAAUGCGAAGGAAAUAUGUCAUUUAUGACUUAGAAUCCCAUAGUUUUAUUUACAGAUAUUGUUAUUAUUAAUGUUAAAUGGUCAUAUUUUAGAAAACAAAGCCAAGUAAUCCUAAAAAUUCAAACCCCUUCGCGAGCCUUUCGCGUAUUCCCAAUUCCUGAAAAGACCGAAAUUUGGCAAUUUGACGGUCUCCUUAGUCACUUUUCAGGUCGCGGCCGGGAGCGGUACUGCAGAUUAGGCUCUGAUAGAGUAUAUAGUCUCCACUUGUAAAAUAUUAAUAUAUUCAAAACAAUAGGCUUGAAGCAAGUGUAAAGAUUGUCACAGAGGUUCAGACAUCUUAAGUACACUAAGAAUGAACUUGAAUAGAC
Branchiostoma belcheri (Belcher's lancelet) is the source of this 4413-nucleotide messenger RNA. RefSeq names its product glutamate receptor ionotropic, delta-2-like. Gene Ontology annotation, molecular function: glutamate-gated receptor activity; transmitter-gated monoatomic ion channel activity involved in regulation of postsynaptic membrane potential. Bases 249 to 2219 code for a protein of 656 amino acids. The transcript has 12 exons. The record is from RefSeq and is a predicted model, not a curated record. Gene Ontology annotation, cellular component: plasma membrane; postsynaptic membrane. Lineage: Eukaryota; Metazoa; Chordata; Leptocardii; Amphioxiformes; Branchiostomatidae. Gene Ontology annotation, biological process: modulation of chemical synaptic transmission; monoatomic ion transport; synaptic transmission, glutamatergic.